This is a messenger RNA of Paraglomus brasilianum, 141 nucleotides long. Lineage: Eukaryota; Fungi; Glomeromycota; Glomeromycetes; Paraglomerales; Paraglomeraceae. The record is from the annotation of a GenBank genome assembly.
AUGGCCAGACUGUUAAGCGUAUACAUGGGUAUUCUCCCUAGUUCGAAACAACGGUCAAACUUCAAAGGGGGGCCAUUCUCUGGACCGUCUAACGCUGGCAUGCGGUUUAUGCCGCCGGCAACACGAGGAACUACGAGAUGA